CCAAAACAGGGAAAAAAAAAAACGAGGAGCCAAAAUGGAAAAUAUGAGGCCUGGAAUUGAUUAUGAAAAGCUCCAAAAAACGCAGGCAACUAGGAUGAUAAUUUCAUAUCACGAAGUCUUGCAGCUUCCUGCUUCUCCUUUUUCCUUUGACUUGUACUUCUCAUCUAUAGUUAAAACAGGAGAGCCACUGACAUGGGAUUUGUCUCAACCUCCUCCUUGCCUUUCUCAAUCACCAUAACUGCUACCACUACUAUGACCAUCAGAAAGCCACGUCUCCUCCACUACCACAACCGCCACAGCAGCCGCCUUCACUUCCUUUCAAAGUGUUCUCUUCUUCCUAGGAAAUGCAGUUUAAAUCUUAGGAGAUCAUGUAGAGGAAACGCUGCCUGCAGAGUUCCUUGCAGCCUAUUGAAAGUUGAAGAGGAUGUAGAUGAUGAAGCUUGCGAGUUAGUCAGUGGAUUGGAGCUUUCAAUAGUGGAAGGCGAUGAUAGCAUCAAUGCUUAUCUGUUGAACGCAGUGAAGAAUAAUAAUGGAACUGGGAUAUUGCUCGUCUGAUAUUUUUAGGUUUGAAGAUUCAUCUACAAGAGAUUUCCAUAUCGUGUUGCUUGUAAUGGCUCCAAGUAAGCUAGUUAACCUUGAAUUGAUGGGCAAUUUCAUAAUAAUGUUCAUUUUCCUGAUGUUUUUCCUCUGAUACACAGGCAUGAUAUUGGUUUGGUGUUCGUAAUUGCCGCACUUAUGUUCGUUUCAUUCAUUCUUCGAUCCAUUUUCCCCGCAAGUUGAAAUUGACUCUUUGAGCUUCCAUAACUUUAUUGUGUAAGGGGACAAUGGAUCACAAAACAGGAACCACAGAGGGUCAGAAAAGACAUUGAUGCAUCAACAAAAUGGAUGGUUGACGAAUUCUUAGCUGCAGGAAUAUCAAAGAAGCAUGGCAUAAUUCUAUGGUACAAGGAUGGACCCUGCUUUAGCCUCCACCAAAAAGGUUCCUAUGCUCUUUAUUUCAGGUGACAAUGACCCUCUUUGUACAGUCAGUGUCUUGGAAGAUAGUGAGAAGAAGAUCGGUGAGGGGUCGAAGGUGGUAAUUUUUUAGGGAAGAGGUCAUGGCUUUGCUCAUCAUCCGAACUCUCCUGAAGAAGAUACAGAUGCAGAGGCGGCUUUUACAAUUAUGAGAAAUUGGUUGCAUGAUGGUUUGGUCAUACAAAACUGAAAGCAAGUUCAUGAAUGUCCAUGUAUAUUCAUUAUACAGAACAAGUUUGCUACUGAUGAUGACAAGGGAAAAAUCUUCAGUUGUUCCA
Messenger RNA from Populus trichocarpa (black cottonwood), 1292 nucleotides. RefSeq lists its product as uncharacterized. Bases 193 to 555 code for a protein of 120 amino acids. Lineage: Eukaryota; Viridiplantae; Streptophyta; Magnoliopsida; Malpighiales; Salicaceae. The record is from RefSeq and is a predicted model, not a curated record. The transcript is spliced from 2 exons.